UGCAGGUUGGUGUCAUAAUUUUUGGCUAGCUCCUGUUGAAAGAGGAAAGUCUGUCAGCAGCAUUGUCCGCCCCUUAAAGUGGAGAGCAUCAGACCUCUAUUUUAUCAUGACCAUUGCACCCAGCAUCUCCAGUUGAAGCAGGAUCACCACCAUAUAUUGAUACAAUUGGUGAAAGUCCCGAUCACAAAAUCAGCAAGAAUACUCCAGUUUAGCCGUCAGCUCCAUUCUUCCAUCUAGCAGAAGAUGUACGGGAGUGCCCGCUCUGUAGGCAGAGGGGAUGCCAACCAUAGUGGAGGAAGAGAUGGAGGUGGCACUGGUAAUCAGGGAUCUGGCCGUUCCCCUCGCCUUCCCCGUUCUCCUCGGAUGGGACACCGUCGCACCAACAGCACCGGAGGCAGUGGAGGGGGUCCUGGAGGAGCAGGAGGCAAGACGCUUUCCAUGGAGAACAUCCAGUCGCUCAACGCUGCGUAUGCCACCUCAGGACCAAUGUACCUGAGUGACAAUGAGGUUGCCAUGGCAGGUGACCACCUUCCCAAAAGUGGUGGGACAGUGACGACGAUGGGGAGACAGAGGGUGACAUAUGGGUCAAGGGGCAGCAGCAGCAGCAGCGGAGUUGUGGCUGCUAGCACCCCCAACAUCUCCACCUCAGUGCCUGCCAAUGCUGUGCUGCCAGCAGGCAUGAUGGCAGGUGAUGCUCUGGCUUUUGGGGACCACCACAUGGCCUCCACUGUGCCCCAUUCUCUGAGGCAGGCCAGAGACAACACCAUACUGGACCUGCAGGCACAACUGAAAGAGGUUCUGCGUGAGAAUGAGAUGCUACGGCGAGAAGUAGAAGUUAAGGAGAGCAAGCUUAGCUCGUCCAUGAAUUCUAUCAAGACCUUCUGGAGCCCAGAACUGAAAAAGGAGCGAGCUCUCAGGAAAGACGAGGUCUCUAAGAUCACUGUGUGGAAGGAACAGUACCGUGUGAUUCAAGACGAAGCACAG
Messenger RNA from Plectropomus leopardus (leopard coralgrouper), 984 nucleotides. Lineage: Eukaryota; Metazoa; Chordata; Actinopteri; Perciformes; Serranidae. The record is from RefSeq and is a predicted model, not a curated record.